UGAAGAAAAAUCACCACGACAUGAAGGAUUUUCAGAGAAGAAAAGAAAAAUCAGAGAUUAGAGAUGAGAUUUCACGCACCAACCAUUUCUAGGGUUUCUCAUUUCAGAAACAAAGCUCCGUUUUCGUGUCAAGCCUCUGCUAAGCUUCGAUCAAACCAUAAAACAGGGUGUAACUUUGGAAUAGCAUUUGAUAUCGACGGCGUUAUUCUUCGUGGCCGUGUUCCCAUUGGAGGUUCUCCACAAGCUUUGAGAAGAUUGUACGGAGAUUCUGGUGAAUUGAGUGUUCCAUAUUUGUUCUUGACUAAUGGAGGGGGUGUCCCGGAAACUAAGAGAGCGACGGAGUUAAGUGAACUUUUGGGAGUAAAUAUUAUGGCUUCUCAGGUUGUACAAGGUCACUCACCUUUUAGAAACUUAUUGAAGAAAUUUGAGAACGAACUCAUUAUUGCCACUGGAAAAGGGGACCCUGCUUUGGUGAUGUCCGAGUAUGGCUUCAAAAAAGUUAUGUCAUUGGAAGAGUAUGCAUCUUACUUUGAGAACAUUGAUCCUGUAUCUCAAUAUAAAAGAUGGACAACGAUGCCACUGUCCGACAGGAAGGCGCCAGCAGCACCAAGAUAUGAUGUUUCAUCGGAGAGGGUUAUGGCAGCUUUUGUUGUCAGUGAUCCUGUAGACUGGGGCAGGGACAUUCAGGUGCUAUGUGAUGUUUUAAGAUCUGGAGGCCUUCCUGGAGAUGCAAAUAGUAAUCAACCACCUUUAUAUUUUGCUGCUGAUGAUCUUGAAUAUCAGGCUGCCUUUCCAUCUAAGCGUCUUGGAAUGGGUGCUUUUAGAAUUGCACUGGAGAGCGUCUUCAACAGAACCAGCCCAAAAAGUCUGGAGUACAUAACGUAUGGGAAACCAAAUCCAUUUGUCUUCAAGAAUGCUGAAAUAAUAUUGAGCCAACUUCAAUCAUCAUGUCGAGAUCAUUCAGAGAACAAUGGAGUCCCUGGAUCAAAUCCUUUCAGAACACUGUACAUGAUUGGUGAUAAUCCUUCUGUAGAUGUCAAAGGUGCACAACAGGCUGGGCAUCCUUGGUUUUCUAUUUUGACAAGGACAGGUGUUUUCAGAGGAAAAGAUAAUGAUACUGAAUUCCCAGCAGAUCUGGUUGUGGAUACAGUGGAGGAGGCUGUGGACUAUAUUCUUAAAAGAGAGUGUUGAACCCGAAGCUUAACUCAUUUGGUCAAUAC
This is a messenger RNA of Hibiscus syriacus, 1220 nucleotides long. RefSeq lists its product as uncharacterized. Gene Ontology annotation, biological process: glycerophospholipid biosynthetic process. Lineage: Eukaryota; Viridiplantae; Streptophyta; Magnoliopsida; Malvales; Malvaceae. The record is from RefSeq and is a predicted model, not a curated record. Bases 64 to 1191 code for a protein of 375 amino acids. The transcript has 12 exons. Gene Ontology annotation, cellular component: mitochondrion.